GAGAAGUAGAUUACAAUGGAGGAGUCCAACUCAUCAUCCCCACUUGGCCACUUUUGGGUCUAUUUCUGGAUGCCUGACUUUGCCUACUUCUUCCCUGCAGCUUUGACCCUCCUUAUCCAAAACAUGCCUAUAAAAUACCACACUUUCUCCACCCCAUCUCAUAACACCACCUCCAUAGAGCAAAACCCAGCUUCCAUAACUCCUAAAUUCUCAACCUCUUAUCACCCAUUUCAAUCUCAGUCUCAAAUCUUCACCCUUCUCAUCGUUCUUCAAUCUGAACAAAAAGUCAUAAUGGGCUGCACAAAAGAAAUGCAAAUUGUAUUGUUCCUUUUGCUAGCCUCUGCCACUACCUUGGCACUCGGGCAAGGCACUCGAGUGGGAUUCUACUCAGGUUCCUGCCCAAGAGCUGAAUCCAUUGUCCAGGCGGCCGUGAGAUCCCGUUUCCAGUCGGAUCCCACAGUUGCGCCAGGAUUGCUCAGGAUGCAUUUCCAUGAUUGUUUUGUCCGGGGCUGUGAUGCUUCUAUCCUCAUUGAUGGCCCGGGAACAGAGAAAAUGGCAGGAGCAAAUAGCCGGUUGAGAGGAAUCGAAGCCAUUGAUGAUGCCAAGAAUCAACUUGAGGCAGUGUGCCCUGGAGUUGUUUCAUGUGCUGAUAUCCUUGCUCUUGCCGCUCGUGAUGCCGUGGUUUUGACCUCUGGAAGGGGAUGGCUGGUGCCUACGGGGCGGAGAGAUGGGACGAUUUCAUUGAGAUCUGAGGCUUCCAAUUUACCGGGUCCCACCGAAUCUGUAGACUCACAAAAGCAAAAAUUUGCUGCAAAAGGACUCAAUGGUCAAGAUCUCGUAACUCUAGUUGGAGCACACACUAUUGGAACUACAGCAUGCCAGUUCUUUCGACAUAGGCUCAAUAACUUCAAUAACACUAAUCCUGACCCAACAAUUGACCCUGCCUUCCUUCCUCAACUCCGGUCACUUUGCCCGGAAAACGGUGAUGGGUCCAAACUCGUGGGACUCGACAACGGCAGCCCUAACACUUUUGACACGUCUUUCUACGCAAACUUGAGGAGCGGAAGGGGAAUACUCGAGUCGGACCAAAUGCUAUGGACAGAUGCUUCAACAAAAUCCUUUGUCCAGAGAUACUUGGGAGUGAGAGGAUUGCAGGCUUUGAAUUUUAAUGUGGAGUUUGGAAGAGCCAUGGUGAAGAUGAGCAAUAUCGAGGUGAAGACAGGAACUGACGGUGAAAUUCGGCGCGUGUGCUCUAAAAUCAAUUAAUUUGAUUUGACCUUAUGCAAAGCAUUGUUUUUUUUCCUUGAUAAAGAGGUGCAAGAACGAAUGCAAUAUUGGUUGUAGAAAGCAAUAGACAAGCAUUGUUGUGUGCUUUCAGAAGAAAGCAAAUGAAA
This is a messenger RNA of Rhododendron vialii, 1394 nucleotides long. Its product is annotated as peroxidase N1-like. Gene Ontology annotation, molecular function: peroxidase activity; heme binding. Gene Ontology annotation, cellular component: plasmodesma; plant-type cell wall. Gene Ontology annotation, biological process: hydrogen peroxide catabolic process; response to oxidative stress. Bases 16 to 1266 code for a protein of 416 amino acids. The record is from RefSeq and is a predicted model, not a curated record. NCBI's taxonomy places the organism in Eukaryota, Viridiplantae, Streptophyta, Magnoliopsida, Ericales, Ericaceae. The transcript has 3 exons.